Racocetra persica is the source of this 540-nucleotide messenger RNA. Lineage: Eukaryota; Fungi; Glomeromycota; Glomeromycetes; Diversisporales; Gigasporaceae. The record is from the annotation of a GenBank genome assembly.
CAAGCAAUAGAAAAAUAUGCAAUUGUUUAUUAUGACAAAGACUAUCAUAGUGCAGAAAAAGAGGAUAAAACUACUUCUUUAUUAGAUACCUUAUCCGAUGGCGGCGAACAGCAAAUUGAACAACAAAUCCAGCAAGAGGAAAUCAAAAUCAAAGUCAAUAAAUAUUUUUCUCGAUUGGAAUUUCAUGAAGAAUUGAUUAUUCGGCUCUUUUUUGGUAUAGAACCCAAAGAACCCGACUUAGAAGACCAAAUUAUUCGCCUAGCGACCGAAGAAAAAGUGAAGGAGCUAAAAAAAAUCAAAAAAAGGAAAAUUCCUUCUGAUGAAGCAGGAAAAGUUUAUCCUUUGUUAGAAAAAUAUCGGAAGUUUUUAGCAGUUUCUCGGCAAAAAGAGGAAGUUAUUCAAGAAUUUAUGCAACUUGAGUUUUGGGAAUAUUUCCAUGAAUUUCCUGAGUUUUCCUUAAAGCCUGAAUCUUCUCGCCGUGGUGGCACCAAAAAAACAAAAUUAACCGAAGCGAAACAAACUACUGAACAGGAAAAAUGA